UUCAGUAAACAGUUGUUCGUUUUCAAAACACGUGCUGAUUCGAACGCAGUCAAGUUAAUUUAUCGUUUAACCCUAAGCAGAUAUUGUUUUUUUUUGGAAGAAUCAUGCUGAAACCUAUUCUAAACCAACUGACCUCGAAACGGGUGGUGCUGGCCAGUGGAUCUCCAAGGCGUCAAGAGUUAAUUCAGAAUAUUGGUCUUUCGAAUGUUGCGCUCUGCCCGUCCACAUUUGAGGAAAACCUCAAUAAAUCGGAUUACUCCUUCAGCGAAUAUGUUGCCGAGACGGCUUACCACAAGGUUCUGGAAGUGUACAAACGCCUAUCGGCAUGCGAGAACCCAAACCAAAGGCCGGACAUUGUGAUCGGAGCUGACACGAUGGUCACCAUGGACGGAAAGAUGUAUGGCAAACCAAAGGCGCCGGAUGUCGCAUUCCAGAUGCUUAGUGAAUUGAUAGGCCGCCAGCACAUCGUCUAUACCGGGGUGGUGAUUAAAUAUCACGACAAGGAGGUAAAGUUUACGGAAGCUUGUAAAGUGAACUUUGGCAAAGCGACCGCCGCACAGAUUCGAGCCUACGUUGACACUGGCGAGCCGCUAGAUAAAGCUGGUGGCUAUGGAAUUCAAGGCAUCGGAGGAACCUUCGUGGAGAAGAUCGAUGGCGACUAUUUUACGGUGGUCGGUCUACCUUUAUAUCGGAUAUCGGCUGAACUUUGUAAGUUAUUUGGCUAUGAAAUAACUGAGUAACUUUCGCAUUCCUUAAUAGAAAAAAAAAUGGCAAAGCGGAUGAAUCAACAGGUUGUAGACUUUUGA
Wyeomyia smithii (pitcher-plant mosquito) is the source of this 806-nucleotide messenger RNA. RefSeq names its product dTTP/UTP pyrophosphatase. The record is from RefSeq and is a predicted model, not a curated record. Lineage: Eukaryota; Metazoa; Arthropoda; Insecta; Diptera; Culicidae. The transcript is spliced from 4 exons. Gene Ontology annotation, molecular function: nucleoside triphosphate diphosphatase activity. The coding region runs from base 105 to 740 and encodes 211 amino acids.